GCAGGAGGCGGGGUACUGGAAUAAACUAUUCAAAUAAUAUACUAAUAAUACAAUUAUUUAAUGAAACAUCACACUUAAAUUUUGAUGGAGCCAAGUUUGGUAACCAAAAUAUCAAUGUGCAGGUGUACUUAAUGUUGAGGCAUGUGACUGCACUACUAUCGAGUUUGUGUAAUUCAGUCUUAAGAUUUGUAUUAAAUAUACAGACAGAUUCCAUUCUACGCUCAUGAUUGCUUCAUGUCGCAUGAUUGCUUCACCUCAAUUAGUUUGUACCUGGCUGCAGGCCUUUAAACGUGCCGUAAUAUAAUUCUCCUGCUUCUUUGGAGAGGGCCUGUCCACCGUGCCUGAUGAAAGGAGGCCUUUCUCGGGAUAAAGACAGUAGGACACUUGGGGGCGGACUGGAGAGGAUAUCAGGAACUCUAACGCGCCGCGUUGGUCUGCAAGGCCGGGACGCUUGGUUUCAACGACGCACGCCCAGAGUGUAUGCUUCUCUCGGUCGGGAGAGAGGGACGACAAUCAGCUCAAGUUCAUUGCUUGUCGUCACGGCAACCAGUAUGCAGUGGUCCCUGACCACAUCCAUGUCUUUGAUCACAGUGCCGAGACACGGCGUGAAUAUGGUGUCCCAUGACACCAUGGAGGGCUCGGAGAGGGGGGCCUUUAUCACCUGGAUAAGGGAGGCCCCGUGUUGGCGAGUAUGAUCAGGUUCCGCCUCCAGUGUUCCACGUGGUACAACAGUUCCGGCUGGCGCGCCUGAACCAGGGUGGGUUCUAGACGGGGGUCCGAGACGUCCACGAGCAGCACCUCGGAGCUGUUUCUGCUGCUGCAGGUGAUGCUCAGUGCAUGGCAGUCUCUGGAGAGGGACACCUCCACAAACACACUAAGGUUUGCCACUUUUGACCUCUUCACCAGGACGAGGCCCGCAUCCCUCAACCCCGAUAACACUUCAGAGGAACAGUGGGUGGAGUACAGAAGUGUCUUCUUUCCAGAGUACAGUGCUGUUCUCAGGGACGACCGGGGUCCUCUUCGAGUUAAUGAAGUGCUCAACAGCUUCGACAACACCGGCAAUGUCUGUGUGUGGCCAUCAGAGGAGGCCAUGGCUCAUUACUGCCUGCAGAACCGUCACAUGUUCACGGGCGCCGUUUGUGAGUUAGCAGGCGGGAUGACCUGCCUCGCUGGACUCAUGGUUGCCGUUUGUGCUGACGUGAAGGAAGUGUUGCUAUCAGACGGCAACGAGAAGUGCAUUCAGAAUGUACGAGGAAUUGUCGAGAGAAACAAGCAGGCAGGGAAGUUUGGGUCAACGCACGUCUCUACCAGAGUGCUGAGGUGGGACUGUGAACUGGACGUUUCGGCGUUAGAAGCCCAUUUCGACGUUGUCAUGUGUGCAGACUGUUUGUUUCUCGACCAGUACAGAAGCAGCCUGGUUGAUGCUAUAAGGAGAUUACUGCAACCCAACGGCGUGGCCUUUGUCUUCGCCCCACUUCGAGGUGACACCCUGCAGAUGUUCUGUCAGCUGGCCCAGCAGGCUGGACUCCUGGUGGCCCAGCACCGGCAGUACGAUGCUCAGGUGUGGGAUGUGCAUCUGAAGAUGCUGCAAGAAGGCAGAGAAGCGUACGACGAGAACAUCCACUACCCGCUGCUCCUCACGCUGACCAAAGGAGCGCAAGCUCAGUAAAGCAACCAAGUACGGACUCGGCUUUACACGUCGGUGGUGGUGAUAGCGGUGGUGUGAGCCUUAGCAUAUUAUCAACACUGUGAUCCGCUCGUGAUCCGAGUGAGGAUCGAUAUCGUCACGCGUCCUUCUUUUGGAGUCAACAUAUCUGUGAAGGAUACUAUGUGGCACUAAAGCUCUACUGUAUAGCGCUCAGCAAAUUUGGACUUUUUGACCCUUUUAAACGUUCUGGCCAUCAUCACCUCCCAAUGGGCCAUAAGCCAGUUCAUGAAUCAGUCACAUUAGUACCGGGCUACUGAACACAGUAGUUCCAUGGUGUAGAACCCCAUAGCAUAAUGACAUCAUACAUUUGCCCUUUUUUUAAACUAGAAUAGGUCCACAAUGUAAAAACUCGCUAGUAUUGUAAUAAAAGUCCUGAACCUAUAACGUAAAAAUUGUACUAUUGCCCUUAUCAUUACAUUACGUAACUGGCCUCAAUAAGAUACAAUUAAAAACUAAAGUGAUAUAAUUAUGGGCUCAGUUAUUACAUUGGCAAAUAUUUUUUGUCAUGGCCAAUAAUGUAAUAAGUUAUCACGUUAUUGGCCAAAAGUUAUUACAUUACAGGUUCAGGACUUUUAUUACCUUAUUGGCCAGUUAUUAAAUUAUGGGCCUAUUACAUUUUAAAAAGGGCAAAUGUAUUACGUUAUGGACCGUUAUUACAUUAUGGGCUGUUAUUACAUUAUGGGCUUCUCCUACACAUGGGACAAGGCACAAGUCACAACAACAACACACUCAUUGCCACAGCGCUGUUUUUGUUAGCUGUCAGUGUGCCUGAUUUCGUCUUUAAAAAAAUAUAUUUUGUAUUUUUCCCAAAGGUUUACAAAACAAAUUUGUAGUAAACCAAAGCCACAGAUGGCCCUGUAACUCUUAAAAGAAAAGGGGAAUCAUAUCGUCACUGUCGGGUGGAAACAUCUUAUGUCCAAAUUUGGUCAAUUUCAUGUUUUUUCACAUCUCGAUACUAUUAGUCAAGCCUCCACGUGGGUCUGUCAUUUUUCCAAACUAUUAACCAAUCCAAAGUAUUGGAAAUGGCUUGCUCUCUUUCAUACUGCAAUGUUAGAGGCUCAACAAACAUGAAAACUGAAAAGUAAUGGUUUUGGAGAUGUGAGGAGCCUGUUUUUUAUAAUGUACCUAUAUCAAAUUAGAUUAUAAAAUUGGCUAAAAUAAUACUUUUUCUCAAGUGUUGAUUUUCAAUAACCGAAAAUGCAGUUAACAUGUAGAUGUAGAAAACUAGAUGUGCUUUUAAAAAAUAUCUUUGUUUGUAUGUGGACUUGACACUUGCUUCUAGCCAUGCUUAUGUUUACCCAUUGCAAAAAGUAGUUGACAUAAAUGCAUAUUAGUUAUUGAAUUUAUUGCAUGUAGUAAAACUAUUUUUCCUUCUAUAACUUUGAGUGAGACAUUAUGAAUGACUCCUUCCUAUUCCAAAUGACUAGUUUUUGGGCUCCAUAAUUCACUGUGAUCCACAGCUGACCGGAGUCCAUGAAGGCCACAACAUUAGGUACACAUGCAGAAUCACACAACAAGAGCUGUGUGAAUUUUUAUUUUAUUUUAUUUUUUUUUACACAACCAAAAGUAGUUCUCUUUCAUAUUAAAAAGUAUUUUAUGGAAUUUUUCACAGAUACCAUGUUGAGUGAGUAAAAGAGUAAAAAUACAAAUAACUCCCCAGGGCCAAGUAUCGAACCACUGAACUUCCAUUUAUUGUGGGGACAUGUUCUAGACCCACCCAUGAGAGAUGAAAAUCUGUGAGACCAGAUUAAAAAAAACAAACAUUUUCUUUCAUAGUUUUACUUUUACCCCUGCCACAGGCUUUAAACACAUUUAAAUUUAUUAAAACACUUUUGAAAGUAUUACUUUGUACCUGUUGUCAUUCUCUUGUCAAGAAAUGGGAAACUAUCAUAUAACAUCACUUUAAGGAAACAAAAGGAAGACACUCGCUCGCACAAUUCUCCAAAUAAGAGGUUCAGCAUGCUUGCUACAAGCUCUUUAUUAGUUCCUCCUCACUGUAAAACUGUCACAUAAAUCAAAAGAGAAUUAAACAUCAAAAUGUUCAACCAAAACACAUACAUAAUUUUAUCUGACAAAUGUCCACGAGCUUAAUGCUAACAUAUUAUGUGAAAGACCAGAGAAGAUCGAAUUUAAAUUAGCAUAGAUGUUAAAAAAACAUGGACAGAAUCUGGGCAAAUAUUUAUGGGAAAAUAGAAAAAGAAAAUAUAAAUAUAUAUAUUUAUAUAUAUAUAUAUAUUAUUCCUAUUGAGACGGCAACUAAUUUUAAUAAUUGAUUAAUCUGUGCCUGUUCAAUUAACAAAUGAAUCUGAUUUUUAAAAAAGCUUACAAAUUUCCAUCACUUUAUUAAAAAACAGUACAUUAUUUCUAAUUCACAGUGCAGAAAAUGCACAAACAUAUAUUGUUUACGAUUCAGUUGCUGGCUUGAUCCAUAACAUGAAAAUAGGCAAAAAUGUUGGUAAAUGUUUUCCAAAUGUCUUAUUUAAGGAAAUUAAGGCGAUUGCAGUCUGCUUUACUAUUAUAAUACAUAUUUUAUUAAUGUUUACUGUUGUAAGGCUGUAAUUCCGAAUUGGACAAUUUCAAGUCAAGCAAGGUCUCAAAACGAUUAUCCAUUAAUUUGAUAAUCGAUUAGUUGUCAAUUAAUCAUUGCACCUCUGGUUUUUUUAUUAACAUUUUUGUUUGGAAACAAUAGAAAAGUAACCAAACUAUUUUUGACCCCACAACUCAGAAUUCUAUGCCAACUGACAAACAGAUACAAAAACACAAACCAAAACUGAGUUUUUGUUGUUGCUACCUUUGUUUGGCCUUGGCGGAGCUCUGCGCUCUGCCACAUAGCAUGACCUUGUGGUUCUAUACUGUAUACUAUCUGGUGAUUAUAUAGCAUUGCUAAAAUAGCACGUCUCACGGUGGCCGAAGACGUUUGCACAAUAUUGAUGCAACCGCGGUCACAACGAAUCAUUUGGCCUCGCUCCCCCCUCGCUAAUCCAGAUGAAUUCCAACACAAUGACCAUAUUGCUAAUAUUUGUUCCCCUUUUCACACGUCGCAAACGCCGCUCGGGGUCGAGUCCAAGCUGCUUUCCCAGCCUUGCACAGUGGAGGAUAAUAUCAUGUCGCAAUCCUCCAACGUGAUGACGUCAAGCAAUUUCUGGAUUAUUCUGGCAUUAUUUGUUUUUGUUUGUGUGUGUGUGUGUGUGUGUCAUUUAUGGGUUAUGUAUGCAACCGUGAAACUUGAAACGCUGUAACCGUUGAAGUCGAACGCCGAUGAGGUCGUACAAAAAUUGUAACAUUAAUGACAUCUCGUGUCUGGCCUUCAUUGUUGACAAUAUUAUAUUAACAGGGGGUUAACUUAUUUUGACAUUCAUAUGAUGGUUUACGAAAGGUUUUCUGAUGAUGACAGUUUGACCCUGAAACGUUAUUUACCAUUUCUCUGAUUUCCUUUGAGGAAAAAUUGUUCUAAAGUCCGAAAUCCUGCUUCUGACUGUAGAAGUUUCACUGUAUUUUCGAUAUCCCCUUUAGUGUGGUGGCCUUCUAUACAAGUUUUGGGUGUUAUUUACCUUGAGUUCACUGUUGUUAAUCAGCGCAAUAUCAUUUUAGCCAAUUAACAAAAAUAAAUAACACAUUUUGAGACAA
Molecule: messenger RNA, 5335 nt
Organism: Phycodurus eques (leafy seadragon)
Lineage: Eukaryota; Metazoa; Chordata; Actinopteri; Syngnathiformes; Syngnathidae
Gene: camkmt
Product: calmodulin-lysine N-methyltransferase
Exons: 13
Coding region: 827-1669 (280 amino acids)
Cellular component (GO): cytoplasm
Molecular function (GO): calmodulin-lysine N-methyltransferase activity
Source: RefSeq, a predicted model, not a curated record